Brassica oleracea var. oleracea is the source of this 2641-nucleotide messenger RNA. RefSeq names its product putative RING-H2 finger protein ATL12. The coding region runs from base 2 to 1189 and encodes 395 amino acids. The transcript has a single exon. The record is from RefSeq and is a predicted model, not a curated record. NCBI's taxonomy places the organism in Eukaryota, Viridiplantae, Streptophyta, Magnoliopsida, Brassicales, Brassicaceae.
GAUGAAUCCACCACAAGCAAUCUCCAUUCUCUUCUUCUUCUUCUUAGAUUAUGUCUCUGCACAAUCUCCUCCUCCUCCUCCGUACACAACCAACGACCUCUUCAAGCCGAGCUUAGUCAUCACCACCGGAAUUUUCUCCGCCGUCUUCACACUCACCUUCGUUCUCCUCGUCUACGCCAAGUGCUUCCACAACGACCUCCGAUCAGAGACCGACGAGGACCGAGAGAUAGGAAGACUCGAGCGUCUAUGGCAAGGACUCUUCAAUCAAUCAUCUCGAUUAUCAUCAGGUCUCAACAGAACAGCAAUCGAGUCUCUUCCCUUCUUCAGAUUCUCUGCUUUGAAAGGAUCGAAACAAGGUCUUGAGUGUUCUGUCUGUUUGUCUAAAUUCGAAGACGUUGAGAUUCUUAGGCUUUUGCCUAAAUGCAAACACGCUUUUCAUAUAGAGUGUAUUGAUGAGUGGCUUGAGCAGCACGCUACUUGUCCUUUGUGUAGAAACAGAGUUUGCAUUGAAGACGAGCUCUCUGUUUUGGGUUGUAGUAGUAAUAGUAUGAGAAUCAUGAGUCAGAUAUCUGAGACGAGAGAAGAAGACUCGGGCAUGGAGAUCUACAUCGAACGCGAAGAAGGAGAAGACUCUUCGAGAUUCAGCAGCUUCAGGAAGAUUCUCAAGUUUGGUAAAAAUGAUAAAUCGUUGUCGCUUGUUGAGCAAGGAAACGAGAAACGUAUGCACAAGUUCAAUCACAGGAUUGUUGUUUCGGAUGUUGUGUUUAAGAACCGUUGGAGUAAUGUGACUCCAUCAGAUUUGACUCGUUUGACAUCAAACAUGUUGGGUUCGAUGUCGAGCGAGAGAUUCUCGUCAAUGGAUAGAGUGGAGAGAGGUGACUUGCGAGACAAGGAAGUGGUUGAGAUGAAGAGAAUAGUGAAGAACAAAGACUCCACGAGAAGAGUGGUUUCAGAGAUCACGGCUGUUCCUAGACUUAGUGUCCUGGAAGUUACAACAUCGACUAGAGAAAAUGCGGUUGGAGGAAACGACGGCGGUUUGGCCGCGUCAACCGCUUCCACCUCGAGGAGCGAUGCGAUUGCUGCCACGGAGGAAAGAAGACGACAAUUAUGGUUGCCGAUAGCUAGGAGAACGGCUCAUUGGUUCGCUAACAGAGAGAAAAUGAAUGAACUAAACACGACAAAACCUUAAUGUUUAGUUGUUUUUACUUACUUUAUCGACAGUUUGCAAUCAAAUGAUUGAUGGUUGUGUCUUUGUGUAGAUACAUGGUGGAUUGAUUAUGAACAAAGUUUUGGCCAAUGGUCAUAUUGAAUUUGUUGGAACUUUGAGUAGAAAAUGUUUUGUAUUUUUACAACGCAUACUUGUGAAAUCGCUUUUAAACGUUUUUUUUUAAAAAAACAGUGUCGUUAUUCCGCAACUUACCAAUCAAAACCAUAAUCCACCAAUGGAUGAUCCUAUCUUUAUGUACAUAAGUAGACAUAUCUGCUGGAAUUAAUGAUAAUUUAUAUAAAAUAAUGUGAAGCCUACUACCAUUGUAUGAAAAAUGUAAGCCACUAAGUUUUCAUACGUUUAGUUUUAAAUUAGCAGAUGAUUUGUCUGGGAAUCUAACCAGUAUAGAAGAUCCAAAAAUAAUAAUGUUUAUAUGAAAGUGUACAAAAUUAUGCUUCCAGCACGUUCAAAUUCUAUAUUAUACCUGUCUAGAAAAUUAAAAAAUAUUGUUCUUUGUUUUAUCUAAAAAAUAUUGUUCAUAAAUAAAGAAGUGUUUGCUUCACUCUCAUGCCACGUCAUCGCCACGUAGAUAAGUCGAAGGCUCCUGUCUUGACACGUGUCUCACCUCCUCGAAACGCAACACUUCGUUAACUCUCGGAAAUUCGGUUAGUUGGGCUUUGAUAGAAACAAUUGCUUUGGACUUAAAAGGAUAAGUCAAGUGGACUUCUAAUACAAUUAUCGGGUCCCAUUAUAAUUGUCUUCACCUUCACAACUUUGACGAAGAAAAGCAGUCAUGGGUUUCCGCCAUUGUUGAGCUCAUGUUUGUCAAACGGAAUAUGGAGCUCCAGCUGGGUUCAGAGGGAAAAUCAUUUCCGGCGAAUCUCUGGUGGAAGGCUCCGUUGUGUCGAUUCGGGUGCAUAACUUCUCACCUACUUUAAAAAACCGACACCUUUACGAAUCUUCUCUGCAUUCAAUCAUUCACAUUAAUGUUCCAAUUAACUCCAUCUCCUCCACUCCUUCCACGAUUUCUCAUUCAUUGCAUUCCUCCUAUCUCACAGUCGUAAAUCUGUAGCUAUAAAUAUAUGAGUCUUUUUCCCAAAAAUUCAUCAUCUCAUUUCUCACAAACAUAUUAACACAAAAACCUUUCACCAGAGUAUAACGACGUACUCCUCUCUCCUCCUUGAUGACAUGAUGGUCGGGCUCUACUGUAACACAACUUUCGAACUACCUCUGAAAUACGGCUGCUGAGAUUUUUGGAUGGCGCUAGAGAGAGAGAGGCCGCAAGCUUAUGGGUGUCUGACAUGCUGCUCCUCCCACAAAUUAAUUCCAGCUAACAGAAAAUCAAACAUUUGAGAUUUUUUUAAUAGUUCAGUAUUACCGUGAUAGAUAUGAUCUCAGCGCCAAAUCCUUCCAAAAGUCUUCCCAGGUACAGCA